Messenger RNA from Lates calcarifer (barramundi perch), 5211 nucleotides. RefSeq names its product PDZ domain-containing protein 4. The transcript is spliced from 17 exons. Lineage: Eukaryota; Metazoa; Chordata; Actinopteri; Centropomidae. Gene Ontology annotation, molecular function: protein binding. Bases 173 to 3319 code for a protein of 1048 amino acids. The record is from RefSeq and is a predicted model, not a curated record.
UUCUGCUGUUUAAACACUGCUGAGGUUUGGAGCUGUGAACAGGCUGCUUCAGUCAGACAGAGGAACAGGAAGACGCUGUCAUGUAGGAGGAAAUGUGGAUUAAAUUCUGCUUUGACAGAAGCAUCAGUGGGCUGCCUGGAAGCAAAAAGGCUGGAGCAGCUCCCUGCGGCCGAUGGACAGACACGGGAACAUAAAGGUCAGAGGACGGAGACCCUCUCAGCUCCCACUAGACAGACCACAAAACUCCCAGGAGCCUUUGCACCAACCCGGCUCGGCCCGCAAGAGUCACAGGAGGAAAGGUACAUUCGUGUGCAGCGGUAACGGGACGGGCAGCAGCUCCAUCUCCUCCGUUGCCAUGGUGGCCAUCCCCGGCUGCGUCGACAACGCCACGCAGACGGACAUCAGCUUCCAGAACAUGAUGACGCUGGGGAGGAGCAGAGGCCAUCACCACCACCACCACGGCCGAGGAGGCGCCUCCUCCCCUCCACCACCUCCCCCUUCUCCUCCCCUCCCUCACCUCGUGGGACCAUACGGGAUCAACGAGUUCUGUGUGUUUGAGUACAAUGACCCCACUGACUACUUUGACGUCUCUCAUCAUGAGGUGGACCGACAGGAUGACCUGGAGUACGAGGAGGUGGAGCUGUACAAGUCCAGUCAGCAGGAGAAGCUGGGUCUGACAGUCUGCUACAGGACGGACGAUGAGGAGGAUCUGGGGAUCUAUGUCGGAGAGGUGAAUCCAAACAGCAUUGCAGCAAAGAAUGGACGCAUCAGAGAAGGAGACCGGAUAUUACAGAUUAAUGGAGUGGAUAUUCAGAACAGAGAGGAAGCAGUGGCCAUUUUGACCAGAGAGGACAGCAUCAACUUCUCCCUGCUGCUGGCCAGGCCUGACAUAGAGAAUGACAACCCCGUUGAUCCAGAGGAGGACAUGGAGCUGACUCUGGAAGGAGGAGGUUUCCAUCCAAACCCCCGAGCCUCCUCCUGUUCUCUCAACUCAUCUCACCUCUCUGGUUACUAUCGCCUCCGCCGGGGAGGAGGAGGAGGCCUGGCCUGCACUGGAGGAGGAGGAGGAGGUAGAGAAGAUGCAGGGGGUGAUGUGGAAGUGGAGGAGGAAGAGGAUGAUGAGGGAGAGGAUGGAGAGAGAGGAGAGAAGGAGGACAGAGACCCACCUGUCCCCCUCCCUCCUUUGCUCAGCCUGGCUCCGCUGCUGUCCAACAGCCAGGAGCUGGACAGCGGAGUGGGCCGGACCGACGACAGCACCCGCUACGAGGAGCUGUCAGAACAAGACCUGCUGGGCGACCAGACCAGUGCCUGUAACACCAACACCACCAACACGCCGGGCAGCACCAGGAAGUUCAGGCCGGGACCCAGCCCCAGGCCCAGUCCCAGACCCAGUCCAGGCCUCGGCCCAAGCCCCAGGCCAAUCCCCAGCCCUGGGAACAGUCGAGGGGACACAACUCCUCCUUCCCUCCACCUGCGAGACCUCCAGCUCAGCUCAGACUCUCUCCCCGGCCUGGACUGGACAGCUGGAGGAGGAACAGGAGGAGCAGCGUACAGCCCCCACCACCAUCACCACCACAAGCACUACCACCACCAUCACCACCAGCCGCCUCUGACGAUGAUGAUGAUGAUGCCGGGCCUGACAGAGGAGGAGUGCCAGCGAUACCAGGAGCUACUGGAGAUAAAAUGCCAGUACGAGAGACGUAAUGAAAAGCAGCAAAGAGAGGCAGUGAAAAACGAUCGUGAAGGCAUCGAAGCCGAAGCAAAAGACCAAGACCAAGACCAAGACAAAGAGGCGGAUAAGGAGGGUGAAGAGGAGGCUUCUUCUUCCUCAGUGGUGGACGUGAACUGCAAUGAGACUUUCAGUGAGCACGAGAUGGCGCUCAUUGACGAGGAGUUACGCCACCUGGAGUUUAAGUGCCGCAAUAUUCUCCGUGCCCAGAAGAUGCAGCAGCUCAGAGAGAGAUGCCUGAAAGCCUGGAUGAUGGAGGAGGAGACAGUGGCAGCAGGUGUGGAUGAUGACAAUGAUGAAAAUGACGACCCCCACCAUCACGAGUUGUCGGCCAUCAACGAGCUCCCAGAGCGAGAGCGAUCGGACGACAAAGACAGCACCAGCGCCUACAACACUGGAGGGGAGAGCUGUCGGAGCACGCCGCUGGUCAGCACUGAGCAGAUCCCGCCUCUCCAUGAAGAGGAGGACGAAGGAGGCCGACGACUGAUGUCUCCGCCUCCUCUCCUCCCCCUUGGCCACCUCCCCCCUCUGAACUCCCCUCUUACCCCCCGUCGUCACAGACGCGACAGAGAGAGACGCCACUCGAACCUCAGCUGCUCUUUCUCCCCGAGCACUUACAGGAAGUAUGAAACAGCCAAUGGCAUCAUGGCAAACGGCUCAAGCUCCACCCCCUCGACACCCUCCAAGUUCAGGUCUCUGAGCAGAGAGGCGGGGUCGUCUUCAAGACGUGGUGUGGCUGAUGGAGGCCGGGGCUCCAGAGCAGGUGGAGCCACCAACAGGCCCACAGGUGGAAGUGCAGAGUCCAGUCCCUAUUUCACCAGGCGACACCACAGCCACAACAAACCGUUAGAGCGAUACCAGAGCUGUAUGACCCUGCCCUCUGAGGGCCUGGUGGACCCUCUGGACCGAGUGAGAGACAGAGCGAGGGCCGAGGGCGAGGAGAGGGGGAUGGGCACGGGCAGCAGCGGCCCGGCCAGCCCCAGGAGUGUGAACAGCGCCCCCUGCGGUCUGGAGGACCAUCACACAAGAGCCUCGCGGUUAGGACUGGCCUUACCACUUGGGUUGACACAGUCAUCACCAACCGCCUCACCACAACGCAUGGAGUGGAAGGUGAAGAUCCGCAGUGAUGGGACUCGCUACGUGGCCAAACGUCCGGUCAGGGACCGUCUGCUGAAGGCCAGAGCCAUGAAGAUCAGGGAGGAACGCAGCGGCAUGACGACUGACGACGAUGCUGCCAGCGAGAUGAAACAGGGCCGAUACUGGAGCAAAGAGGAGAGGAAGCAGCAGCUGCUGAGAGCCAGAGAGUACAGACGAAGAAGAGAGUUUAUGAUGCAGAGCCGCCUGGACUACCUCAGAGGAGACAGGGACCCGUCAUCAUCAACAGGGAGCGCUGAGGACCAUCAGCUGCACCCCCAGCAGGACUCCCCCAGCAACAACAUCCUGUUACUGAGCCAGAAGAAGAUCAUGAAGAGGAGGAACCGGCGCAUCCUCGACAACUGGAUCACCAUCCAGGAGCUGCUGGCACACGGCUCGAGGUCACCAGACGGAAAGAAAAUAUACAACCCUUUGCUUUCUGUGACCACGGUGUGAUCUGAGGACAGAGAGGAGGGUGAAGAGGGGAAAAGAGGGAUGAAGCUGAUGAAACAAAUUUGAAACUAAAAGAUCAGAGCUUCAGAUUUCUGGAAAGCUGGAAAGAAACUCACUGAAAAAGGAGAAGACUUAAGACUCAGGAGAAUUAGGAGAAAUGGUGGAGGAAAAGAGGAAAUGUCCCCUGAACUGUCUUUGAUAGUGAAUGCAGGUGGAGUGACGAACGAGUGAAGGAAAUGAGAGGAUGGAUUAUACAGAUGAAGAGCAGAAGAAAAUAGUUGUGAAAUAGUAGCGAUGGAGUUAGCACUGAACAACAGGCAACAGCAUUUGUUCCAGGUUGUUUUGAUCACAGAAAAAAGUGUGAAUAAACUUGAAUGAGUGGAUUAACUUUACAGGUUAGAAAGUAAGAAUUCACACAAUAAGUGUUGAUGCCGGACUCUACAGCAGGAACUGGACUGGAUCCUGAUCAGGACAGAGGUCUCAGAGCCAAACAUCACUGAUAUGAGGACAACACUUGAUAGGAACCAGGUUUAUCAACCUCUCUCUUUCAUGACGUCCCUUCAAACUUAGUAAAGAUGAAUUUAAGGAGGGAACAGCUUUGAGAGACAGAGGAACCGGUUUGUUGUGGGUCACAGAAUUCACCUGAGGUGGCACAAACUGAGGCGAAGAUGCAUCUGUGUGAGUUAAAUAUUUCAGCUUGAGUGAAACAUUUUGCAAAUGCCAGGGGUGGCAUGAAUGUACGAGAGGAAAAAGGAGACUGGAGGGGAGAUCAGUCACACAGGUAAACACUGACCACACACACAGCUGAUUGCUGGCUGACAACCAGCUAACAUACAGCUGGAAUAUUGGCUGUUUGGGCAAAUAAACACAAAGUGUUGCUGAUGGUCCCACAAUCAAAUUAGGCAAAAAUAUUGUGUGGCAAAAACUGCCCUCAUUUAACAUCUGAACACGUUCCCCACAGUGUCCUCGCAGUGCUAAAGAAACAAAGCAGUGAAAUACCAUCCUGCUCAUGGCUGCCUCCUGUGGGUAAAAUCGCAGCGUGGUGUGAUGAUACACUUUCACUGCAUCGAGUUCGGACAGUGAAAUGCUCAAAACAUAUAGAUAGGAUGACAACCUUUGAGAGAAGAACUUCUGAAUGUUACAUUCUCUGUUUUCAUAGAAAGAGAAAAGGAGAUUCAGAGAAAGAGUGAAGUGAGACUUUUGCGACUUUAUUCUCCAAGGACAAUAAAUGUAAAGAAAUGUGUGGCGGUGACACUGGUGCAGAAACUUACUGAUAAAAUAAUCAUAAAGUAUUAUUGACACACGCAGCUGAAGACUGAAAACAUUCAAGCAACGUGUACAUUAAAGGAAAAAUCCCCCUUUUAUAAGUGACUGUCAGAGCUCAUUGAUCUGGAUCAUUUGUAAAUCACUUCUCCAGAUUUCUGAGACUCCUGGGAGGAAUGGGAACCAGUAUGAUUGUUUUUUGUUCUUUUUUAACCUUAUUAUUAUAUGUCACAUUGCUAAUAUUAUAUCCAUGAAACUGUAUUGCAUAUGGGUUUUUUUUCUGUGGCAGCAGGAUGGUUCACAGUUUGGUCGGGGCUUCAGAGAACGUAGACUGUGUCUACGACUGUGUUGGGCCUUUAUAAAACGAGAUAUUAAUACUGAGUAAUGAAAUGCAUGAAUUAAGUAUUGAACGUUGUGGAUUAUUGGACAUAAUUCUUGAAUCUAAAGUGAUGUAGUGUACAAAGCCAUGUGCAGACAUUUUUAGUAGUGAAAGAUGUGAAAGUGCAAAAAAAAAUUCAGUCAAUUAAAUUAAAUGAAGUGAGAAAUAUAUAGUGGCACCUGCUCUUUCUGUGAGUCACAUGAUAACUGUCUCAGUGGGAAGAAGUUAAAAAUAUUAAACUGUACCAAUAUUA